GAAACUCUCAAAUACUACUGCUCUGAGUACAAAGAGGGAAAGCCAGCUCUAAGUACUACCCAAAUAUAAGUCAUUACUCAUAUUAUGAUAUUAGGUUGGAAAAGCUGGAGAAAGUUGAAGUGUACAGUCUCGUUUCCACUCUGAGGCACAUAUGAAGUCUGAGUGGACAUGGACAAGGAACAGGAAGUGGAAAGUGAUAGAGCUGGAGCCCUGGAAGAACCGAACAUGAGUGCAGGGAAACAAGAAGAAGCCAAUCAAGGUGACGCUAAUGAAAGUCCAUUAUUACAGGGUCUAUCCAGCCACGUGACUCCCCUGGUCUCAGAAUUCUUGGACUCAGCACACAUCCAGGAGAAGGCCUCGGCCUCUGAGACCAACAACAUACAACAUAUGCCUGCAAAGGAGUCCAACGGUCCACACCCCAAGGACAUAUUCCCAUCGGCACAGGGCGGUAACAUCUUCAAUUCCUCAGCAAAGACCAUGCAACCCAAGCAGGCUGGCACGCCCAGUUUUUCAGCAAAAAUCAUCCCUACCAAGGAGGGCCGUAUCCCCAGUUCUUUAGCAAAAACAAUCCUGCCCAAGCAGGCUAAUACCCCCAAUUCUUCAGAAAAAACAAUCCCACCCAUGCAGGGCAAUACCUUCAAUUCCCCAACCAAAAUCACCCCACCCAGACAGGCUGAUACCCUCAGUCUCCCAGCAAAAUCUAUUCUACCCAAGCAGACUGUCACAUCAAAAUUUUCAGGAAAAAUCAUUCUACCCAAGGAGAGUGAUACCCUCAAUCCCUCAGAAGAAAAGAUUCCACCUAAGCAGGCUGAUAGCCCCAAUUCUUCAGAAAAAAGUAUUGCACUCAAGCACAGUGACAUCCCCAGUUCCUCAGAAAAAACCACCCCACCACAGGAGGAACGAAUGUUGGCUGACUCAGAAGAAAACAUCCCACCCGAGCAGGAUAGCACCCCCAUGUCCCUGGAAAAAGCCAUUCUGCCUACACAGGACAAGAGCCCCAGGUUCUUAGCAAAAUCUUUCCCUUCUAAACUGACCAACAGCCCCAAGCCCUUAGUGAAAUCCAUCCAGUCCAAACACAUCCCCACCCGUAAGUCCUCAGAAGAAAACAUUCCACCCAGAGAGGGUGACACCAAGUGCUCAGAAGACACCAUCCAGCCCAAGGAAGGUGACAUGCCCAAGUCCUCAAAAGAAGCCAUCCUGCCCAUAGAAGAAGACAUCCCGAAGGCUUCAGGGUCAAUGGAGCUUCUGGAGGUAGACUUCGUGAAAGUGAUCGUGAGCAAGGAGGACUUUGCGUUGGCGCUCAAGGAGGCUGGGGAGAGGCUGGUGGCUGUAGACUUCUCGGCCAGCUGGUGUGGGCCUUGCAGAUCCAUCAAGCCCCUUUUCCAUUCCCUGUCUGUCAAGUACGAGGACGUGGUGUUCCUGGAAGUGGAUGCCAAUGAGUGUGAUGAGCUGGUGAAGGACCUUGAGAUCAUUUGCAUCCCCACAUUUCAGUUUUAUAAAAAAGAAGAAAAGGUGGGCGAAUUCUGUGGCGCCAUUAAAGAAAAACUUGAAGCAAUCAUUGUAGAAUUAAAGUAAUUGUGGAUUCUGAAAACAUUGUACACAGCUGGUGAUAGUUUGUGAUUUUUUUUAUUUACCAAAAAAGAUGAGGCAUAACAAAAGUGUAUGUCUGAAUGACCCCCUGCUCAUAAAUUAUUGUUAACUCCACCUUUCCAAAAAGUAGUAAAGCUCUAAAGCGUAUUGUGACCAUGUUUUCAUUGGUAGGAAGUGUGAUAUUAAAAUUUUCUUUGGUGGAGAUUGGGAA
This is a messenger RNA of Suricata suricatta (meerkat), 1801 nucleotides long. RefSeq names its product thioredoxin domain containing 2 (gene TXNDC2). Lineage: Eukaryota; Metazoa; Chordata; Mammalia; Carnivora; Herpestidae. The record is from RefSeq and is a predicted model, not a curated record. The coding region runs from base 169 to 1575 and encodes 468 amino acids. The transcript has 2 exons.